Messenger RNA from Colletotrichum paranaense, 597 nucleotides. RefSeq lists its product as uncharacterized. The record is from RefSeq and is a predicted model, not a curated record. The transcript has a single exon. Lineage: Eukaryota; Fungi; Ascomycota; Sordariomycetes; Glomerellales; Glomerellaceae. Bases 1 to 597 code for a protein of 198 amino acids.
AUGGUGCGCGGUGUAUAUCUCUUCCCCACGACCCCUCAGGCUCUUCGUUCUCGUCAUGUAUCGGUGGACCCUGCAAUCCACAAAACCAGAGGUUGUGCCGCCGGGUCAGCAAGGACAGACAGGCCAUUCGCUAGAAACCUUCCGCUCCUGUGUCGAGCCAGGCAAGGGAUGGGGAGGUGCAGCGGAUUGGCCAUAGGUCUCAGGAAGACCAUUGUCGAAAACGGAACAAAGCGCUGCAGCAGGAUGCAGACGCAGGUCACAGGUUGCAGUGGUGUGCAACAUUCUCGCACUGGACAGGUCUGCGACUCUUCGCCAAGGUUCAAGGUCAACCAUUCCGCCAAGAUCGCAAGAGAGCCACCGGAUGGAAAGGAAAAGCGGGGGUUGGGCCCUCCAGGAAGCGUGCAAGAUCUUCCUGCGUCUCCGCCAGAGGCCUCCGCUUCAAAGGUCACUCCUCUCUCGGGCACGCCGUCUCCUCCAAAGGCCAAGACUUCUGCCCAGCACUGUGGCACUCUCCCAACAUCUCCACGUAUUCCUCGAAUCCUCUCUCAGACUCCGUAUGGAUACGUCCAGCCAGACUCUCGAUUUCUGGGCGUUUGA